ACAAUAUAAUCCAUAUACUUACACCAAAAUUACAAUUUUUUGUAAUAGACACUAUGUAUUCGCUCUUUAUCCUUCCAAACAAAUUUACGAGAAUGUGAAGAAAAUUGAACCGAUGAUCCUCGCGAGAAUUACACCACCACCCCCAAACUCCUGGCUUCCAAAACCUCCCCUAACCCCAAUUCCCCAAUACAGUAACCCCACAACGUUUUUUUCCCCGGUUUGUUCUGAUGCUGCCUAAUACUAACAAUAAGAAGAAGAAACAUAAUGAUCGAUGGUGACGACGAUGAUGCAUCAGCAUCAGAAUCACGGCAAUCCUCCGCCGAGUUCUGCGGCUAUUGGUAGUAUUAGAUCCCCUCCAAGCCACAGCCACAGUCAUAGUCACCGCCUGCCUUCGCCUUCUCCUCUCUCUCUGGACGCCCCCUCUAGAAUUCGACUCUCCGACAUUUUGCCCUAUGAUGGUACCCCCAUGGGCCCCUACAUAAGGGCCGUAGACGCCUUGUCCAAUUCACUCAUGCGCCACAACGCCGCCGUCAUUGAGCUCGGCCCCGAGGAUGCCGCCUUGCUACGUUGCGCCCUGGAGUCCGCCCGCCUCUACUUUCGCACUAGGAAGGGUGGCCGAGGGGUUUAUACUUACAGAGCUGGAAGGCCUUUGGAAGAUGUGGAUGCAUCUCCUCCAUGCAUGGCAGACAUUUUCAGAUGCAUGGGAAGGGCAGCUCGUGCUGCUUUAUCUGCUAUUGCAAGACAUCUCCGUCUGCGAAGCGAUGUUUUUAAUCACUUGCUUGAUGAUAACCCAUUGCCUGCUAAUGAGGCAUCUUCAUCGGUCCUUGUUGCCACCUUCUCCCAGAUAACCUCGCAGCAAGGAAAAGGUGCAGCUGGGGGAGGGAAGCUUGGAUUGAGUUGUGAAGCAGAGAAGGGUUUGUUAAUGCUGAUUUCCUCAGAUGCUCCUGGUCUUCAGGUUUGUGACCCCAAUGGCCGUUGGUACCAAGCAGAUAGCAGCUUGGCGCCUGGGGACCUUUUACUGCUUACAGGGAAGGCUCUAGGCCACGCCACUGCAGGACUUCGGCCUGCUGCUUCAUAUCGGGCCACACCUGAUAAUCUUCUGAACCCUGCAACUGGUGGAAGGACGUCACUGGCAUUUAGGCUCAUGCCACAAGGCAAUGCAGUAUUGGACUGUACUCCAAUUGCAGCAGCUGGGCAUGUAAUUCCUCCGAGCUAUGUGCCGAUAUCUGUAAGCCAGUUUAUGGAUGACCUUUCUGCUGAGGAAGAUGUAUUGUGUAACCAUACUGAUAAUGCUUAUGUACCUGCAGAUAAUUUGAAUAGGGAACCAUCAUUGAGAAGUGUUCUAUCAGAUCCCUUAUCGGGCGCAUUCCUUGAGGAUGCUAUGCUGGUUUCUUGUGGGCAUUCAUUUGGUGGUCUUAUGCUGAGGAAGGUAAUUGAAAUGUCCAAAUGCACACUCUGCAAUUCAGAAAUUGAGGCUGGGUCUAUGAUCCCUAAUCACGCUCUGAGAGCUGCAGCUCUUGCAGUGAAGCAAGAGGAUGAUCGCAGACUAUUUCAUAAUGUAGCUCUCCGGAAACGCAGGAAGGAAGCAAGUGAGCAAAGGGAAAAUGGUGAUCUCACUCCAGAAAAUGGGUCACAUAAAGGUGUACAAUUUCCUUUCUCAGUUAAUGAGAAGGUUAUUAUCAAGGGAAACAGGCGGACGCCUGAUAAGUUUGUUGGCAAGGAAGCAGUGAUUACAUCACAGUGUCUGAAUGGCUGGUAUUUGCUUAAGAUUAUUGAAAGUGGCGAAAAUGUGCGGUUACAAUACCGUUCUUUGAGAAAAAUUCCAACUUCCCAUGAUUUGGAGGAUAGGUGUGUAGCUCAACCAGUUCAGAAUAGCAGCCGAUAGGCUUACACUUGAUUUUGGGGAUAUAACUUGUCGAAAUGUACCCCGAUACUCUGCUCGAGGUAGGAAGAUACCAUACACGGCCAUUAUUUGAUUGAAUGUUGGUAGCAUAGAAUUAGGGAUAGAAAAGGGAAAAGGCUUUUAGUAUGGGGUAGUUCUAUGUAUCUAUUUUCUUUUUUGCCUUCUUAAAGAGGGAAAGGGAAGAGUCAAGUCCACCUCUUAGUGGAAAAAUGAUCACAUAAAAUGAAUACUGGUGCGGAAGAUUGGUGAAAACAUAUGUUCUGUGUUUGAUGUAAAUGAGAGCAUGUCUUUUGAAUUUCGAUCUUUGUAGCUCUUUGUUUUUCUG
Messenger RNA from Sesamum indicum (sesame), 2228 nucleotides. RefSeq names its product RING/U-box superfamily protein. NCBI's taxonomy places the organism in Eukaryota, Viridiplantae, Streptophyta, Magnoliopsida, Lamiales, Pedaliaceae. The record is from RefSeq and is a predicted model, not a curated record.